This is a messenger RNA of Helicoverpa zea (corn earworm), 1977 nucleotides long. RefSeq lists its product as uncharacterized. The record is from RefSeq and is a predicted model, not a curated record. Bases 49 to 1977 code for a protein of 642 amino acids. NCBI's taxonomy places the organism in Eukaryota, Metazoa, Arthropoda, Insecta, Lepidoptera, Noctuidae. The transcript has a single exon.
ACUUAAAACGCGGUAAACCCAAAAGCAGAAAACAUUGGCGACACCGCUAUGAUUCGUCGAUACGGAAAAGGCAUUUCCUUCGUUUUACUAAAUCUUAUAUUAUCAGAAAGACCGAUUUGGUGCAUCUCAAAUGGGGCCCAGUUCCUUGAAGAAUAUGGCAAUACUACUCAAUCGUAUGAUUCCUUCGAAAGUCACAACAGUGAUGAAACGUUCACAAUCAAUACUGUGGGCUGUGUCAUUCCGGCGGUUGGCAUGCAAAGUUUACCCAUAAGAAAAUACAUGUAUGCACCAACAUUUCGUGGUAGACCAUGUAAAAACCAUAAUUAUCGUUUGUUGGAAAGUAAUCAAACACACAUAUGGAUAGCAAAAAAAAAAUUAGAAUACUAUAAUAUAACACACGAUUCAGUUUUUGAUUGUUGCUACGAGUCCUUCCAUCGCCCCAGAACCGCAAGAAAUAUAUCUUCCGCACAGGUUGACAGCCGAGUUCAAUAUCUUAGAUGUAUUAUGUUUCGUGACAUCAUAGAAGUGAGCAAUGAAUUCGUAAAAGUUAGUUGUGUUCAUAACAAUAAAGAAAUAUAUGAGCAAUACUUUACCUUUACACCGAAAAAAGAGUUUACAUUGAAUAGAAAACUGCCAUUCAAGACUGCAAAUAAAACAAUGUAUAACAUUAUAAUAAUGGGAAUUGGAUCCGUAUCUAGGCAGAACUUUUACCGCACAAUGCCGAAUACUUUGCAAUUGUUGAAAAAACUCAACGCAAUUGAAUUAAAAGGCUACAACACAGUAGCAGAUGACACUUUUCGCAACAUGAUACCUGUUCUAGUCGGCAUGAAUAACUCGGAGCUUAAAACAACUUGCUGGACAGCCAGGUGGCCUACGCUGGACAGCUGUCCUUUCAUAUGGGAAAGAUUUAAAGAUGUGGGAUAUUACACCGCGCUAGUGGAGGAUACUUCCAGAUUCGGUAUGUUCAAUUAUAGAAAAUCUGGUUUUAGAGGCCGCCCUACCGACUACUACUUACAUCCUUUCAUACAUGAGACUGAAAAUCUAAACAAAUAUAACCAAAACCUAUCCGCUUGUAUGGGAGAUAAAUACUAUUUUGAAGUUCUUCUAAAUUAUGUUCGAAAACUAACUACGACACUGAAAAAUUCUAAGUUAUUUGGCCUUUUUUGGGAAACAUCUAUGUCACACUACAAUUUAGUGGAUCCCAUUAUAAUGGAUGCAGCUUAUGUUAAAUUAAUAAAAGAAAAGGAAAAGGAUGGAUAUUUAAAUGACACAAUAUUGAUCUUUCUAAGUGAUCAUGGUUUGGAUAUUGGAGGUAUACGUUUCACAAAACAAGGUCAGAUAGAGCAGAGGCUUCCUUUCGUCUUUAUAGUGGUGCCACCUUCAUUUCGGAAACAGUAUAGAUUUGCAUAUCAUAAUUUAAAAGUUAAUAAAGGACGCCUAACAACUCCGUUUGAUAUACAUAAAACGUUAAUAGAUCUUAUUGAGAUGGAAGCUCUAACUGAAAGAGAAAUAUUAAGAAGAAGUACUGAGUACUAUACGCACGACAGAGGUAUCAGCCUGUUUUUAAAGAUUCCUAGAAACAGAACGUGUCAAAUGGCUGGCAUCAAUGACAAAUGGUGCUCCUGCUAUGAUGAUAUACAGCUGUCACCUAGCAACCCUAUACUUACAGCUGCAGUUAAAUAUUUGGCUAUUCAAACAAACGAGAUGUUGGAGCCUUAUCCAGAAUGCCUGAAGCUCGUAGUAGACGAUAUUAUCAUAGCGAAGGAGCUGGUGCCGGCGUAUGACAGAAGCGCCGAGUGGCGGGAUUUCAAUGUCAUCGUGCGUAUGGUGCCGGGAGGUGGGAUUUUUGACACAAUGUUACGAUACUACAAUCAGACUUUUACACUUAUAAAUCGCAUGAAACGCCUCAAUUUUCCUGGAUUUCGAAGCUUAUGUAUUGAAGAUCCCAAUUUAAGAUUAUUUUGUUUUUGUAGAUAA